Tetrahymena thermophila SB210 is the source of this 1476-nucleotide messenger RNA. Its product is annotated as equilibrative nucleoside transporter family protein. NCBI's taxonomy places the organism in Eukaryota, Ciliophora, Oligohymenophorea, Hymenostomatida, Tetrahymenidae. Gene Ontology annotation, biological process: nucleoside transmembrane transport. The record is from RefSeq and is a predicted model, not a curated record. The transcript has 2 exons. Gene Ontology annotation, cellular component: plasma membrane. Gene Ontology annotation, molecular function: nucleoside transmembrane transporter activity.
AUGGGUAUAUCACCCGAAUCUUCGGAGUAAAAUAAAACUUCAAUGACAUUUAUGGAUAAAAAACAAGAACUUUAAGAUAGCUAAAAGAGAAUAUUGAAUGAUAAUAAGAAAGUUAAAUUUGAUGAUUCAAAUAAACAAAUUAUAGAGCUAAAUAAAUUACUUGAUAGAUUAAAUCCUCAACUAAAAGGCUGGCAUAGAUUAGCUUUUGUCUUGCUUGGCAUAGCAUCACUAGCUGGUUGGAAUGCAAUAUUAUCUGCUAUUGAUUUUUUCUAAGCGUAAUAUCCCAAGGAUAAAUUUAUGGAUGUAUCAUUUUAUUUUCCUGUUCCAAUUAUGUUAGCAAACUGCUUAGCAGCUUUCGUUUGCCCAGCUUUAGCGCGUUUCUUUUCAUUAAAUUAAAGAAUAGCAUAUACGCUUAUGGGUACUUGCUUAACUAUGGUUUCAGUCACUAUGAUUGCAAUUUUCUUCAAUACUCAAAUGGGAUUUUGGAUUUCCUUUGUGAUACUUAUCAUUUAAGGAUUUAUUGAUUGUGUUAAUACAAGUUCAUUGAUAUCUCUAUCAGGGAUGGUAGACUCAACGCUUAAUAACACUUACUGGACUUGUACUGCUUUCUCAGGUUUAACUACAAAUUUUUUGAGAAUGAUUACUCUUGCUUGGUUUGGUGAUGGGUAAUCAGCAAUUAAUACAGGUUCAGCUCUUUACUUUUCAAUAGCUGCUUUCGUAUACGUAGUAUCAAGUACACUCUAAGUUCUAUUUGCUGAUAGUGAAUACUUCCACAUAAUAUUGAAGAGACAGAAAGUGUAUUCUAAAAUAGAAGAAAUUAAAAGAAUAUAAGCCAUAAAUAGUGAUUUGUAAUAAUAAACAACUGCACAUAAUAUUUCUUAAAUAUAUGAUUAAUAAACACAAAAAAUAAAAAUUCUAUAUACAAUAAAGCAAAAUCCUAUCAUUAAUUACUUCUUAGAGAUAAAGCAAGUUUUUAAAUACGCUGGCGCCAUUCCUGUUUUUAUAACUAUUAUUUACAUACAGACCUUUAUGGUAUUCCCUGGAGUUUCAAUCUUUUAAAAAAAACCAUAUCAUAUUGUCGGCUAGACUUGGGCACAAGUUGUUAUGAUAACUAUUUUUAACUUAGGAGAUGUCGUCGGAAAGUUUUCUGGAUUUUACAAAUCCUUACACAAACUUUAUUUUGUUUACUCUGUAGUUCUUUUAAGAUUUAUUUUCUUCUCUUUCUUUAUAAUAACUGCUAAGAGAUAGGAUCUAGAAUUUUUCUAGAACGAUUUCUUUGCAAUGAUUAACAUGUUUCUAUUUGCCUUAGCAAAUGGAUUUGGAACAACAGCUCUAAUGAAUCUAGGAACAAAAAACACUAGUGACCCUAAAAUUACAGAUCUCAUCAAUUAUUAUGGUGGAUUUGCCAUAGCUUUUGGAAUCAUGAUAGGAACAUUUUUAUCUCUUCCCCUAAACUCAUUUGUUGAUUCUUCUUGA